Molecule: messenger RNA, 2582 nt
Organism: Myotis davidii
Lineage: Eukaryota; Metazoa; Chordata; Mammalia; Chiroptera; Vespertilionidae
Gene: SLC2A1
Product: solute carrier family 2 (facilitated glucose transporter), member 1
Exons: 9
Biological process (GO): response to insulin; D-glucose transmembrane transport
Cellular component (GO): basolateral plasma membrane; apical plasma membrane
Source: RefSeq, a predicted model, not a curated record
CCUCUCUAACACACACACACUAGUAGCGCCAGCCAAUGCCUGGGGUCCUAUAAACCGUAGCGGUGGCCUCGCGGAGCUUGAAGACCACGGGUCCUGGGAGCGAGCGGAAUCAGACUCGCAGUCGCAGUCUCGGGACCUGAGCCGCCCGCGCACCCGUUGCAGCCAGAGCCUCCGGCGCAACCCAGCGCGGUCAUGGAUCCCAGCAAUAAGAAGCUGACCGGCACUCUUAUGUUGGCCGUGGGAGGGGCAGUGCUUGGCUCCCUGCAGUUCGGCUACAACACUGGCGUUAUCAAUGCCCCCCAGAAGGUGAUUGAGGAGUUCUACAACCAGACAUGGAUCCACCGCUAUGGGGAGAACAUCCUGCCCACCACGCUCACCACGCUCUGGUCCCUCUCCGUGGCCAUCUUCUCCGUUGGGGGCAUGAUUGGCUCCUUCUCCGUGGGCCUUUUCGUUAACCGCUUUGGCCGGCGGAACUCGAUGCUGAUGGUCAACCUGCUGGCCUUCAUGUCCGCUGUGCUUAUGGGCUUCUCGAAACUGGGCAAGUCCUUUGAGAUGCUGAUCCUGGGCCGCUUCAUCAUCGGUGUCUACUGCGGCCUGACCACGGGCUUCGUGCCCAUGUACGUGGGGGAGGUGUCCCCCACGGCCCUUCGAGGGGCACUGGGCACCCUGCACCAGCUGGGCAUCGUUGUCGGCAUCCUCAUCGCCCAGGUGUUCGGCCUGGACUCCAUCAUGGGCAACAAGGAGCUGUGGCCCCUGCUGCUGAGCAUCAUCUUCGUCCCAGCCUUGGUGCAGUGCGUCAUGCUGCCCUUCUGCCCCGAGAGCCCCCGCUUCCUGCUCAUCAACCUCGUCCUGCUCUGAGCCACCCCCGCCUUCCCUCCGCCCCCUCCAGUGCUGAAGAAGCUGCGCGGAAUACCGGACGUGACCCAGGAUUUGCAGGAGAUGAAGGAGGAGGGUCGGCAGAUGAUGCGGGAGAAGAAGGUCACCAUCCCGGAGCUGUUCCGCUCGCACCUCUACCGCCAGCCCAUCCUCAUCGCCGUGGUGCUGCAGCUGUCCCAGCAGCUGUCGGGCAUCAACGCUGUUUUCUAUUAUUCCACAAGCAUCUUCGAGAAAGCGGGCGUGCAGCAGCCUGUGUAUGCCACCAUCGGCACCGGCAUCGUCAACACAGCCUUCACGGUCGUGUCGCUGUUCGUGGUGGAACGAGCUGGCCGGCGGACGCUGCACCUCAUUGGCCUGGCUGGCAUGGCGGGCUGUGCCGUGCUCAUGACCAUCGCGCUGGCAUUACUAGAGAAGGUGCCCCAGAUGUCCUACCUGAGUAUCGUGGCCAUCUUUGGCUUUGUCGCCUUAUUUGAAGUUGGUCCUGGCCCCAUCCCGUGGUUCAUUGUAGCCGAACUCUUCAGCCAGGGUCCUCGCCCGGCUGCCUUUGCUGUUGCUGGUCUCUCCAACUGGACCUCAAAUUUCAUUGUGGGCAUGUGCUUCCAGUAUGUGGAGCAACUGUGUGGUCCCUACGUCUUCAUCAUCUUCACUGUGCUCCUGGUUCUUUUCUUCAUCUUCACCUACUUCAAAGUUCCUGAGACCAAAGGCAAGACCUUCGAUGAGAUUGCUUCCGGUUUCCGGCAGGGGGGAGCCAGCCAAAGCGACAAGACACCUGAGGAGCUGUUCCAUCCCCUGGGAGCUGAUUCCCAGGUGUGAGGAACCCCUAACCACCAGCCCAGCCUGUUCCCAGCAGCCCCAAGGAUCUCUCAGAGCACAGGCAGCUGGACGCCACUUCCACAUUGAUCUCAGCAGAGCUGGGCCUGGGGCUCCUUUCUUCAGCCAGCAAUGAUGUCCAGAAGAAUAUUCAGGACUUAUAACGCCUCCAGGGUUUUAACAAAAGCAAGACUGUUGCUCAGAUCUAUUCAGACAAGCAACAGAUUUUAUAAUUUUUUUUAUUACUGAUUUUAUUAUUAUUUUUGUAUCAGCCAGAGCCUCCUGUACCCCACACUUCAGGCUCCACCCUGAAGGGCUCAGUGCCUGAGGGUGGGGACCAAGUCCUGCCUAGACACACUUGCCUUCUUCACCAAGCUAAUCUGUAGGGCUGGACCUAUGACCAAGGACACACUAAUCGAACUAUGAACUACAAGGGUCCAACCCCUAGAGGUGGCCAUGGCCACGCGCUCCGCGCUCCUGUGGCCCUGAAUUUCCCCACCCUAGGGGUCAGGCUCCAUUAGGAUUCGCCCUUUCCCUCUCUUCCUACCCAACCACUCAUUAAUUUUUCCUUGCCCGAGACCAGUUGGGAGCACUGGAUUGGAGGGAGGAGAAGGGAAGGGCCAGACUGGACUGCCAGAUUCGUGUCUCCUUUGCACUGAAGGCCAGACGAUCACCAUGAGAGGAGGGCCGUGGGAGACUGAGAACUCACUACUCAAGAACGCGUGGAUGCUCCUGCCCUGCUGUGUGUAGAUAGAAAUAUUUAUAUAUUUUUUUGGUUGUCAAUAUUAAAUACAGACACUAAGUUAUAGUCUAUCUGGACAAAACAACUUGUAAAUACACCACCAUACUUCCUCUGUAACUUACCUAAACAGAUAUAAAUGGCUGGUUUUUAGAAA